AUGAUCAUGCUUCUCCAUUGGCUGCUGCUGCUCAUAGCUUUUCUGGCCACGGCCGUCCAAUGGGCCGUAGCCGAUUUUCCUUUGAAUGAUGCUGACCUUAAAGCACGUCUCGAUCUAUCCGCAUUCAAAUUCUUCUCGAAAACAGCUCAUCAUGUGGUGGAUCUUGAGAUACCAAAAAUCACCAUCCCGGACAUUACUCUCGAUAUUACGGCUGGACCUGGGAGCGGCAAGGUCUCUGCGCAUGAUCUGAACAUCACCAAAUUCAAGUCACCGAAUUUUAAUUUCCUGCUGAGCGAAGAAGGACUAUCAUGGUCGUCAAAUGGAGGCGCUGUCAAAAUCGGAGGUUUAUGGGAGGCUGAAUACACACUCGCUGUACCGUUCCGUGAAUCCGGCUGGAUUCAAGUGCUAGCAGCGGAUAUUCAAGUGAACGUAUCGGCACGAGUGUUGGACGUUCAGGCACGACCUCAAAUCGUACUCGGGAACUGCACAGCCGACAUUGACUGA
Cooperia oncophora is the source of this 504-nucleotide messenger RNA. NCBI's taxonomy places the organism in Eukaryota, Metazoa, Nematoda, Chromadorea, Rhabditida, Trichostrongylidae. The record is from the annotation of a GenBank genome assembly.